AAUUUCAGUUACUCUGGAGUUUUCUGUUUCAGGUCAGAUUUUUCUUUGCUUUUCAAAAAGCUGCACCUGGAGAUUUUCUUCCUGGCCUCUUGUUCCUCAACAAUGGGUGAGGGUUAGGGGGAUUUAACCUGCCAUAAGCGUCCACUGCUCUGGGGUGUCGUCUCCCUGCCAGAAGGAGUGUCUCAUCAGGAGGGACUGAAAAAACAAAAAAACAAAAACAAAGAAAAAGGAAAAAAGGAAACCUAGAGGGAGUUUGGGCGCUGCCUCACGUCGGGCAGGCCGGGCCCGCGCGCGCCCCCUGCCGGUCCUUGCGGUGCCCUGCGAGCGGCGGCGCGCGGCCGGAAGGGGACGCUGCACUGGACACGCCCCCUCGCCGGCACGCUGCGCGGUGACGUCAAUCGGCUGCCCCUGUGCCUGCGCCGAGGAGACCCCGCAGUGAGCUGCCAACGCCCGGCGGAGCGUCCGAGGUUCUAUUUGGAGUUGAUAUUCUAGUAGAUUUCAGCUAUGCAGACGAUCAAGUGUGUAGUAGUGGGUGAUGGUGCUGUUGGUAAAACCUGUCUCUUAAUUUCUUAUACAACAAAUAAAUUCCCAUCGGAAUACGUACCAACGGUUUUUGAUAACUAUGCUGUAACAGUGAUGAUUGGAGGAGAGCCUUACACCCUUGGCCUCUUUGAUACUGCAGGUCAGGAAGACUAUGAUAGAUUACGACCCCUCAGCUAUCCACAGACAGAUGUAUUUCUGGUCUGUUUUUCAGUGGUCUCUCCUUCUUCAUUUGAAAAUGUGAAAGAAAAGUGGGUACCUGAAAUUACUCACCACUGUCCAAAGACUCCUUUUCUGCUUGUUGGGACCCAGAUUGAUUUAAGAGAUGAUCCCUCAACAAUUGAGAAACUUGCCAAGAACAAGCAGAAGCCCAUAACUCCAGAGACUGCUGAAAAGCUGGCCCGGGACCUGAAGGCUGUAAAAUAUGUGGAAUGCUCUGCACUUACGCAGAAAGGCCUAAAGAAUGUAUUUGACGAAGCGAUAUUGGCUGCCCUGGAGCCCCCGGAGCCGAAGAAGACUCGCAGGUGUGUGCUGCUAUGAACGUCCCUCCACAGCCCCUUCUGCAAAGCUGGUGUUUGAUGUCAUACUAAAAGCAAUGUUAAAAUCAAACUAAAGAUACAAAUUUUAAAAUUUGUUUUUGCAAUAAUGACAAAUGCCCUGCACUCCCAUCUCCCCCACACGAUCCCUGUGUGAGAUGAGAAUGUUAGUGUUUAUUCUCCAGUGCCCUCUCAAUUCAGUUAAACUAGUUAAUUUUGAGUAAUUAUGUAUUAUCAAAAGACACUGAUCAUUACUAGUUUUUUUAUUUUGUUUAUUGUUUCUAAUUUUUUUUUUUUUUGUUUAACAUCAAGGCAUGCUGAAUGACUUUUUCUGUAAUAGACUAAUUUUAGGCUGUUUAACUGAAGUCUUGCGCCUUAUGCUGGUAUGGCAAGACUUGGUUCUGGUUUCUAGACCUUGUAGGGCUGUUCUGCAGCCAGCCAGCGCCCUGGGUAUGAGCAGACUUUAGUCAGGAAAGCAAAAUGUCCCAAGCUGGUGCUCCUCUGAGAAGGAUUGUAGAAAAACAUACAUCUUCUCUGAAGGUGCCUUGUAUCUUUUUCCCCUGGCUUUUUAACUGUGCAGGUCAUAAAGUUACACCUCAUCCUCUGUGUUACGAAGCCUUAGGAACAGGAGAAUUAUUUUCUCUGGAUGCACCAUCAGACUUGAAACUAACUUGCUGGUCUCUUCCUUAAUCUUUGCCAUCGUAAUCUUUUGGCUCACGUUGAAGAAAUAACUGCACCUUUGAAAACACGCCUAGCUGGGUCAGUUGGCUUUUAAUGAAUCUACCUUCUGCCAGUCCUUAAUUAUUAGAGAAAUGCUUACAAUGACCAGCACAUACACUGCUUCUUGGACACCCUGAAGGGACCUGGGAUAUUCUACAAUGGUUUUUUGAGCUGGCUCUGAUGGUGCAUCUCUUGCUGGAUGCCUUGGCAUCCUUCAGGGAGGGAUGGAAAGGUAAACCUGUGUCAGUUGAAAGGAAAUGCAGGGAGAGGCUUCUGGUGUUUGAUGUGACACCAUAUUGGGACCAGUUGAGGGAACCCCUUUUUUCUCAUGAGUGACCUUGAACCUCUAAGAGGGGCUCCAACCCCUAAGGAUUGUGUACAGUGUCUCUGCAUAGACCAUCUGUGGUAUCAUAAGGAUUUUACCAAAAAAUAUAUUUUGGUUUGCAAAUUCAAAAAAUUUUAAGAUUUAGGAAAUGUUCUCCAUCUUCCAAAAUUUCAAUUUCUUGUAGACCCAUUAGUGUUGAACCAAUGCUUUUUCAUGUCUAAGUUCUUUGUAUAUGCAUUCUUUUCAGAUGUAUUAAAGUAUCUUCACAAGCCUG
Cinclus cinclus is the source of this 2395-nucleotide messenger RNA. RefSeq names its product cell division cycle 42 (gene CDC42). Gene Ontology annotation, biological process: modification of synaptic structure; small GTPase-mediated signal transduction. Gene Ontology annotation, molecular function: GTP binding; GTPase activity. Gene Ontology annotation, cellular component: dendritic spine. The record is from RefSeq and is a predicted model, not a curated record. Lineage: Eukaryota; Metazoa; Chordata; Aves; Passeriformes; Cinclidae. Bases 505 to 1080 code for a protein of 191 amino acids. The transcript has 6 exons.